AUGCCACAAACACCACGACACCCGCCAAUUGCCGAGGCCGAAAAAGACAGGCCCGACUUUGAUGCUGCCCAAUCUUGGGGUCUAACAAAACGCCCAGACCCACAAUGGGUCCCUGGGUCUGGGGCAAACGACUCCGAUUGGAAAAACCACAAAAAAAUCGCCAUCGACCCGUAUGGCGAAGGAAGACUGGUGAUUGACAACUACAAAACAUUGAUUUCCGGUGUUGUGCCGCGGCCAAUUGGGUUUGUUUCUACGGUGGACAAGGACGGAAAGCGCAACUUGGCGCCGUUUUCCUUUUUCAACGUGGUCAAUCCCGAUCCGCCCAUUUUCACCUUGGGAUUUUCUGGGCCCUUGGACAAACCCAAGGACACGUGCCGCAAUAUCUUGGAGACCCAAGAGUUGACCAUCAACAUCAUCAGCGAAUGGUUUGUGGAGGCAGCUAACUACUGCUCCAUCAAUUCGCCUGCGGACGUGGAUGAAUGGGAAUUGAGCGGCUUGACGCCAUUGGAAUCGGAUUUGGUGCGUCCGCCACAUGUUGCCGAAUCAGCCUUCAGUGUGGAAGCCAAAUUGCUCCAUUCACACGAGUGGAAGUCCCGGGUUGACCCCGGAAAAUCCACCGGCGUGUUAUGUAUCGUGGAAGGUGUGCGCUUUCAUGUGAGAGAAGACGUUCUCAACGAGCAGAAAAACCAGAUCGACAUUGCAAAGUUGAAGCCUGUUUCUCGUUUGGGCGGAAUCUCCUAUGGGCGCACAACAGCGGGUUACGAGAUGCCAAGACCUCAGUAUGAAGCUGAGUAA
Clavispora lusitaniae ATCC 42720 is the source of this 795-nucleotide messenger RNA. RefSeq lists its product as uncharacterized. NCBI's taxonomy places the organism in Eukaryota, Fungi, Ascomycota, Pichiomycetes, Serinales, Metschnikowiaceae. Gene Ontology annotation, molecular function: FMN binding. The record is from RefSeq and is a predicted model, not a curated record.